Gloeophyllum trabeum ATCC 11539 is the source of this 1506-nucleotide messenger RNA. RefSeq names its product 3-carboxy-cis,cis-mucoante lactonizing enzyme. The coding region runs from base 322 to 1506 and encodes 394 amino acids. The record is from RefSeq and is a predicted model, not a curated record. The transcript has 4 exons. NCBI's taxonomy places the organism in Eukaryota, Fungi, Basidiomycota, Agaricomycetes, Gloeophyllales, Gloeophyllaceae. Gene Ontology annotation, molecular function: protein binding; 6-phosphogluconolactonase activity.
CCAUCUCGAGGCUCAGACUGCCCACAUAAGAUCCAGACAGUCCUGACACUCUGAUCUUACAGUCAUCGCUUGCCAGUGAAGCAGGACGACGCGAGGUCGGAGCCCGUGGCGCUGCCGUCGUGCAUCCUCAACCGUGUCCUGAUCUGUUCAUCCUACAUACUAUCAAAGCCUCACUGGAUGAAACUAGAUGGGUCCGGCGCACCGUGCAUCGGCGGACUGUCUGCAUACGCCGGGACUUUGUCGGCACAACCGAGGAAACAUCGAUCGGUCCGCAGACUCUGAUAAGAGCCCGUCCGAAUCAUUGCAAUCCCUGAACUCGCCAUGUCCACCUACCGCAUCCUCGUCGCCUCCUACUCCUCGAGCAUAUACACCGUCGAGUUCUCGACGUCCCCGCCUGCGCUCAGGCUCGUGUCCAGCGUCGAGGUCGGACACCAUCCGUCGUGGAUAACGCCUCAUCUGUCCGACCCGACUACAGUGUUUACGGGGCUGGAACAGGCGGACGGGAAGGUUGCGGAAGUGAAGUAUGACGAAGAGGGGAAGGGGACUGUUGUGAGAGUGCUUGAGAGCGGCGGGGCGGACCCGUGUACGCUCCUGGCGGUAGGACAGGGAUUGAUCAUAGGAAAUUAUUCGUCUGGCACGGUCCAGUCGAUCCCUCUCUCCUCGUCCUCGCCUUAUCUCCCCUCCAAGGCAACCCAUGCACCGAUACAACUACAGGGAACCGGUCCGCACCCGGACCGCCAGCUCUCCUCGCAUCCGCACCAAGUCUACCAGCCUCCUUCGCGAGAGGAGGUCCUCAUACCGGAUUUAGGCGCGGACAAGACCUGGCGGCUCGUGAAGCGAGAGAACGGCUGGUCCGUUGCGGGUGCGGUCGACUAUCAGGCAGGCGGCGGGCCGAGACACGUCGUAGUCCACGAGGGCACCCUGUACACGGUGCUCGAGCUUUCCAACACGCUCGCAGUACACUCCUUCCCCCCGCUCUCUGCCUCCUCGCAGCCCACCUUCAUAACCUCCCACCCAACGCACAUCCCCGCACCCGCGCCCUCGCACGCGAGCGAUACCCCAAAAACGCCUCUCUCCGCAGAUGCACCCCCCAUCCCCCCCGGCGUACCCCUCGGCAUGCUCGCCGCCGAAAUCCUCCUCGCCCCCGCCAGCCCCUCCUUCCCCACAUCCCAUCUCUACGUCUCGAACCGCAACGACCCCUCCCCCGGCGGGGACACCAUCGCCAUCUUCGCCCUCUCACCGCCCAGCGCACCGACACGCGUCGGCGAGGUGAAGACGGGCCUGCACCACGUGCGCGGGAUGAUAUUGUUCGGGCCAGACGAGCGGUACCUCGUCGCGGGCGGCGUGAACGGCGGCGGGGUACGCGUGUUCGAGCGCGUGGACGGGGGCGCGGGGCUGCGGGAGGUGGCGCGGCUGCCGGGCUUGGCCGAGGCGCAGGUCGGGGACGCGGAGGGGCUGGUGCGCGCGCCUACGGGGUUCUUGGUUGUGCAUGUAAAUGAGAGUUAG